Messenger RNA from Oncorhynchus mykiss (rainbow trout), 2784 nucleotides. NCBI's taxonomy places the organism in Eukaryota, Metazoa, Chordata, Actinopteri, Salmoniformes, Salmonidae. The record is from RefSeq and is a predicted model, not a curated record.
UGCAACGCAAAGUAACUGUUACAUUUUUUGUGGCAGAUGCUGGCUUUUCCAGCAGCUGUGAUAUGAAAUUGAUUGGAUAGAAAUGUACAGAUCUGAAUGAAGUCAGCUUUACAACAUGAGAAGGCAAGAAAUGUGACUUCAUGCAGGCGACUUUACAGUAAAUAUAUUGGGGUAUAGCAUGGCUGUCACUAUGGCAACGAGCGCUGUUCCCAGCGACAAUCUCCCCACGUAUAAGCUGGUCGUGGUGGGGGAUGGGGGAGUGGGGAAGAGUGCUCUCACCAUUCAGUUCUUUCAGAAUAUCUUUGUCCCUGAUUACGACCCCACCAUCGAGGACUCCUACCUCAAACACACUGAGAUUGAUGCCCAGUGGGCCAUAUUGGACGUUCUGGAUACAGCAGGCCAAGAGGAGUUCAGUGCUAUGAGGGAACAGUACAUGAGGACCGGGGACGGGUUCCUCAUCGUGUUCUCUGUCACAGACAAGGCCAGCUUUGAACAUGUGGACCGCUUCCAUCAACUCAUCCUCAGGGUGAAGGACCGGUGGGAUUUACUACUUAACUUCCCACUGGUGGCCGUGGCCAGGACAAGGGAUCAGGGGAGGGAGAUGGAUAGUAAACACAGUAUAGCUUACAUUGAAACAAGUGCUAAGGACCCAGCCAUGAAUGUUGACAAGGCAUUCCACGAGUUAGUUAGGGUAAUCAGGCAACAGAUUCCAGAGAGGAGCCAGAAGAAGAAGAGGAAAACCAAGUGGCGGGCCGACAGGUCCACUGUCUCCCACCGACUGCACUGCACCCUCUACCCUGGCACAUGAGUUAGGUAGUAGGGAGUUGCCCAGACAUGGGAUGUGACUGACUCGCCCUAAAAGGACCAGUGGAAUAAUUUACAGCUCUUCUGGGGAUGUGCACUAACUUACUCAACAACAUGGAGAUAAAGUGGCAUCACUUUAGCAUUACUGCCUUUAUCUACCAAUGAAGCUCUUUGACAGAGAAACUGGACAUAUGGGCUCACAAAGAUAAUCUGUAAAUAAUUAGACAUACUGUAAGUUUUACUAAGAGGUAGGCCUUUAAACAUUGUUUUACCAAGAGGUAGGCCUUUAAACAUUGUUUUACCAAGAGGUAGGCCUUUAAACAUGGUUUUACCAAGAGGUAGGCCUUUAAACAUUGUUUUACCAAGAGGUAGGCCUUUAAACAUUGUUUUACCAAGAGGUAGGCCUUUAAACAUGGUUUUACUAAGAGGUAGGCCUUUAAACAUGGUUUUACUAAGAGGUAGGCCUUUAAACAUGGUUUUACCCAGAGGUAGGCCUUUAAACAUUGUUUUACCAAGAGGUAGGCCUUUAAACAUUGUUUUACCAAGAGGUAGGCCUUUAAACAUUGUUUUACUAAGAGGUAGGCCUUUAAACAUUGUUUUACCAAGAGUUAGGCCUUUAAACAUCGUUUUACCAAGAGGUAGGCCUUUAAACAUCGUUUUACCAAGAGGUAGGCCUUUAAACAUUGUUUUACCAAGAGGUAGGCCUUUAAACAUUGUUUUACCAAGAGGUAGGCCUUUAAACAUUGUUUUACCAAGAGGUAGGCCUUUAAACAUUGUUUUACUAAGAGGUAGGCCUUUAAACAUUGUUUUACUAAGAGGUAGGCCUUUAAACAUGGUUUUACUAAGAGGUAGGCCUUUAAACAUUGUUUUACUAAGAGGUAGGCCUUUAAACAUUGUUUUACUAAGAGGUAGGCCUUUAAACAUGGUUUUACUAAGAGGUAGGCCUUUAAACAUUGUUUUACUAAGAGGUAGGCCUUUAAACAUUGUUUUACCAAGAGGUAGGCCUUUAAACAUUGUUUUACCAAGAGGUAGGCGUAUAAACAUUGUUUUACCAAGAGGUAGGCCUUUAAACAUCGUUUUACCCAGAGGUAGGCGUUUAAACAUUGUUUUACCAAGAGGUAGGCCUUUAAACAUCAUUUUACCCAGAGGUAGGCCUUUAAACAUGGUUUUACCCAGAGGUAGGCCUUUAAACAUCGUUUUACCCAGAGGUAAGCGAUUAAACAUUGUUUUACUAAGAGAUAGGCCUUUAAAACUUGGUCCAUGUUUUCAUUAAGAUGGAGGCCAUUGAGUAAAGCACUGGAAAGAGGGAGGAAACAGAGAGCUUUCCCCAGCGAGGGGGACUAUAGUAGAUAGGGGAGUGAGAGGAGGGGAGAGGAUGUAUCUGUUUGCGUUGGAAUCAGUGGGCCUGUCAGACAACAGAGAGAAGAAGGGAAAGUGAGGAAAGAGAUACAGAAAGAGAGAAAGAGAGAUUCCAAAUGCAUAGCAGCUGGCAAAGGGACUCCAGACAUUGUGUCAAAGCCUGGGAGGCAGCCAAUGUGUAGCCCCAUAGCUUAUACAGGGAGAAUGUCUUUAUAAUCUCUGAACAAGACUGUUAUAUAACUGCAUUGUAGAUUAUUGAACGCACCAAAUGUCUUAUUUGAAUGUACAUUUAUGAACCUUGACAAUUUUGACUUAUCAGUGCUCACUGGAUGUAGUUGUUUACUUCUCAAAACACUUUAAACACACAAUUGUGGUGUGUGUGUGUUUGUGUGUGCAUGAGUGCCCUGGAUAUGUUGUGGCCUAGACGAUGAAAUCAAAUUUUCACAUUUGAAUAUUAGUUUGCUUUUCUACUAUUUAUUCACUAUUUAUUUUACAUAAGUAAUUUAUAGCUGUGUUAUCAUUAGUACAUGGCUACUCCAGAGAGCACAAAGCACAGAGCUUAACUAAGAAAUUGAAGGAAGAAAACAUUUGUAAGCAAAGUAAUAAAUGUGUGUUAAUACA